UGUCCACCGACUUCUUGGGUUUACAGUGGUAAAAUAAACAGAAAUCGUCUCACAUCAUCUCUGGUUGGGUGUUUUGGCCCGUUCAUCUGCUGGACUGUAGCCUACAUAACUCCUGUUUGCUCCUUACAGUAUCGCAGCCCUGCAAAACGUCAUGACGUCACUGCGGUGUCAUUUUUAUUUAUACGAGACUCCAGCUGUUACAUUGACUCGGCAAACAGAGGCGAUGUGUUUGUCCGUGGGUGUGUGUCAUCGCCACGUGAUCCAGCUCGCCAAUGUCCUUCUACAACCCACUCAGCAUCAUGGCUGCGGAUGCUGCGGAUGCUCUCCUCCCGCACCGCAUCCCUGGACCAUGCCUCCUGCCCCUGCUCCUCCUGAUCGCCUCCGCUCUCCCCACACCGAGCCACGGGCUGCUGGGCUUCCGACCGGAGGACACGGGAGGAGAUCUGUCCGUGCAGGACGGGGUGUUGAAGGCCACCGAAGGGACGCGGUUCAUGUUACGCGUGUACUAUGCAGCAUCCCCGCAGAGGUUCAACCGGACCGUCAGCAGCGCUGGCGGCACAGCCGCGCCGUGGAUCGCUUUCAUAGAAGAACCGGAGCCAGGCAGAGAGGGGCAGGUGCAUCCCAAACACAACUUGUGCGUGGAGGAGAGCGCCAGGAGCUCGGAUAUAGAGCUCCUCGGAUCUUUCAAGUCUGCCUCCAGCCAGAACUCCAUCCUGGUGGAGCUGCUCGCCAAAGACCUGCGGAGAGGAGAGAACAUCAAGUUUUACUCCAUGUGCGCCUUUGACGGGAUCAAAUGGGAGCACUACCGGACGCGCGACUUCUGGCUGGCGGUGGUGGAGCGGCAGCCGCAUGCGGACGGGUGGCUACAAGCGGGUCUUUCUGUGCUGCUUCUGGCGCUUUCCGCGCUCUUCAGCGGGCUGGUGAUCAGCAUGCUCGCGCUGGACCCCGUGGAGCUCAAAGUGCUGCAGAACAGCGGCACGCACAAGGAGCAAAAGUACGCGCACAAGAUUGAGUCGGUGCGCAAACACGGCAACUACGUCCUGUGCACCUUGGUGCUGUGCAACGUGCUCACCAACACUUUCCUGGUGGUCUGGAUGUGCCAGAUCCUCGGAGUGACGCCCGUCUCUACUGCGGCGUGCACUUUUCUCAUCUUCUUCAUCGGAGAGAUCCUGCCGCACUCCGUUGCGUCCAGGCACGGGCUGGCUAUCGCGUCCAAGACCGUGUGGCUGACCAAGAUGCUGAUGCUGCUGACUUUCCCCAUCUCAUAUCCCAUCAGCAAACUCCUAGACAAUAUGCUACACCAGGAAAUCAGCAACUUCUACACUCGUGAAAAGUUACUGGCUAUGCUGAGAGUUUCCGACCCGUAUCAUGACCUGGUGAAAGAAGAGUUGAACAUCAUCCAGGGAGCUCUGGAACUCAGGAGCAAAACGGUGGAAGAUGUGCUGACCCCUCUCAAUGACUGCUUCAUGCUGGCCUCGGAUGCCAUCCUUGACUUCUGCACCAUGUCAGACGUGAUGCAGAGCGGAUACACUCGCAUUCCUGUGUUUGAGAACGAACGGUCUAAUAUUGUUGAUAUACUGUUCGUCAAAGAUCUGGCCUUUGUUGAUCCAGAUGACAGCACCCCGUUAAAAACCAUCACUCAGUUCUACAAGCACCCGCUGCACUGUGUCUUUACCGACACCAAACUGGAUGCAAUGUUGGAGCAAUUCAAGAAAGGGAAAUCUCAUUUGGCCAUCGUACAGAGGGUCAAUAACGAAGGAGAAGGAGAUCCUUUCUAUGAAGUCAUGGGCAUCGUCACUCUAGAAGACGUCAUCGAGGAAAUCAUCAAGUCUGAGAUUGUGGACGAAACGGACCUCUACACUGAUAACCGUACGAAGAGGAGAGUGUCUCACCAUGAGAGGAAACAGCAAGAUUUCUCCAUAUUUAAACUGUCAGAGAGUGAAAUGAAGGUCAAAGUUUCACCACAGCUUCUGCUCGCAACACAUCGCUUUCUAGCAACAGAAGUAGAACCCUUUAAGUCGACGCAUUUGUCAGAGAAGAUCCUCCUGCGGUUGAUAAAGCACCCAAGCGUGGUGCAGGAACUCAAGUUUGAUGAGAAAAACAAGCGAUCACCAAAGCACUACCUCUUCCAGCGCAACAAGCCUGUGGAUUAUUUCGUCCUCAUAUUGCAGGGUCGAGUGGAGGUAGAGAUCGGUAAAGAGGGACUAAAGUUUGAAAAUGGGCCAUUUACAUACUACGGCUUACCUGCUAUCAUGACCAUCCUACCCACAGUCCACCGAUCACCGUCCCGGAGCAGCGGUCUCAAUCAUUCGGAUACUACAAUCCACGGAGGCAGUCUGGGUCAACUGAGCAUCAGCGGAGGACCGUAUUUACCAGACUACUCAGUUCGCCAGCUCACAGACCUACAGAUCAUUAAGAUCACUCGUAACCAUUAUCAGAACGCCCUGACAGCUACACGCAUGGACACCUCUCCGCAAACACCCGACGCAGAGAGUCAAGCGCCCGGGGAUAGAAUGACAAUCCCUGAGACGCGUUCCAACAGCAUUGCCCUUCCUCUGACAGAACCACGGCCCUGUCUGACCCGAUUCCACCAGCACAGCCACCUCUACAGACAGCCAGACAGCACCAGCACCCUUAAUGAGAGGAACCGCAUUGUCCGAAGUAAGUCAGAUGGACAGAAGAGCCCCAGUGACUCUGUGUUCCUGCGUAUGGAUGACACCCCAUAUAUAAGAGACAAUCGUGUGGAGAGAAAAGAAGGAACUGAUGCGACGGCCGUACCCAUGGAGACGGGCCUGUCUACAUCCCAGCUCAUCAGCUCUCACUCUCUGGGUGGCUCGGAUGAGAACCUGGGGAAAAAACUGCUCCGGAAACUCAGUGUGUAUCAGCUGCCAAGCACCUGACUGAAUCGCAAAUUUGUGAAUCUGCCCAGUAAUGACACGGCACCUGCAUUUACAGCUGCACACACACACACACACACACCUGCUUUUAGUCUGCAUUUUCAAACGCCAUCUGUUUCCUAGCAACCAGCCAGACAAACUGCAGCCCACACUUCUGUUUAAUAAAAAAAGACAGCUCACUCAGAACAAUGUGAUUUACGCAAGUAGGACAUAUUUCUGGAUCCGCAG
This is a messenger RNA of Sinocyclocheilus grahami, 3125 nucleotides long. Its product is annotated as metal transporter CNNM1-like. Gene Ontology annotation, cellular component: plasma membrane. NCBI's taxonomy places the organism in Eukaryota, Metazoa, Chordata, Actinopteri, Cypriniformes, Cyprinidae. Gene Ontology annotation, biological process: transport; magnesium ion homeostasis. The transcript has 9 exons. The record is from RefSeq and is a predicted model, not a curated record. Gene Ontology annotation, molecular function: transmembrane transporter activity. The coding region runs from base 273 to 2900 and encodes 875 amino acids.